ACUUCCAGGUCCCAGAGAAGAUGUGAUCUUUUAUUUUAACCAAAGGGAAGCGCCAUGGAUACUGGACCAAGAAGGCCUGAGAAACUGUCCUCCAGAAGACGAAAUGGGACUUGAAAUGAAGGAAACUGCUGCAGACCUGAGCCUCUCUGUGGUAGAAAGUCACAAGCAAAGAUUCAUAAGUGAUGGUCCCUGUGACUUAUCUUGGAAAGAAAUCUUUGUGACACAUGACAUAAUCCACUCUGGAGAGAAGCAUUAUGAAUGUAACCAAUGUGGAAUGGCUUUUAGAUAUAAGAGAAGUCUCAUUAGACAUCAUGGGAUCCAUACUGGAGAGAAAUUGUAUGAAUGUAGGCAAUGUGGAAAGGCUUUUAUAAAAAGGAGAGCUCUUACUGUACAUCAGAGAAUCCACAUUGGACAGAGACCUUAUGAAUGUAAUGUAUGUGGAAAGGGUUUUAUGAAUAGAAGAGCUCUUACUUUACAUGAGAGAAUCCACACUGGGGAAAAACCUUAUGAAUGUCAGUUUUGUGAAAAGGCUUUUACAAAAAAGGAUACUCUUACUGUACAUCAGAGAAUCCAUACUGGAGAGAAACCUUAUGAAUGUAAGCAAUGUGGAAAGGGUUUUAGACAAAGGGGAAAUCUUACUACACAUGAGGCAAUCCACACUGUAGAGAAAUCAUUUGAAUGUAGCCAAUGUGGAAAGGCCUUUUGGCAAAUGGAACAUCUUACUGCACAUCAGAGAAUCCACACUGGACAGAAACCAUAUGAAUGUAAGCAGUGUGGAAGGGCUUUUGGGUAUAAGAGAAAUCUCACUAGACAUCAGAGGAUCCACACUGGAGAGAAACCUUGUGAAUGUAAGCAGUGUGGAAAGGCUUUUAUAGAAAUGCAUCCUUUUAAUGCACAUCAGAGAAUCCACAUUGGAGAGAACCCACAUGAAAGUAAGCAGUGUGAAAAGGAUUUUAGGCAAAAGGGAGCUCUUACUGUAUAUGAGGCGUUCCACACUGAAGAGAAACUAUAUGAAUGUAACCAAUGUGGAAAGGCCUUUAGGCAAAGGGGAGCUCUUACUGCACAUGAAGUAAUCCACACUGGUAAAAAACCACAUAAGUGUAAUCAAUGUGGAAAGGCCUUUAGGCAAAGGGGAGCUCUUACUGCACAUGAGGUAAUCCAUACUGGAGAGAAGCCAUAUAAAUGUAACCAAUGUGGAAAGGCCUUUAGGCAAAAGGGAGCUCUUAAUGCACAUGAGGCAAUCCACACUGGUGAGAAACCAUAUAAAUGUAACCAAUGUGGAAAGACCUUUAGGCAAAAGGGAGCUCUUACUGCACAUGGGGCAAUCCACACAGGAGAGAAACCUUAUGAAUGUAACGAGUGUGGAAAGGCCUUUAGGCAAAGGGGAGCUCUUACUGAACAUGAGGUAAUCCACACAGGAAAGAAACCUUAUGAAUGUAACCAGUGUGGAAAGGCUUUUAUAAAAAGCAGAGCUCUUACUAGACAUCAAAGAAUCCACAGUGGAGAGAAACCUUAUGAAUGUAACCAGUGUGGAAAGGCCUUUAGAUAUAAGGUAAGUCUUACUGGACAUCAGGGAGUCCACACUGGAGAGAAGCCUUACGAAUGUAACCAGUGUGGAAAAGGUUUUACAGACAAUAGAUCACUUAGUCAACAUCAGAGAAUCCACACUGAAGAGAAACCAUAUGCAUGUUAUCAGUGUGGAAAGGCCUUUAGGCAAAGGGGAGCUCUUACUGCACAUGAGGCAAUCCACACUGGAGAGAAACCAUAUAAAUGUAACCAAUGUGGAAAUACCUUUAGGUACAGGGGAGGUCUUACUGCACAUCAGAGAAUUCACACUGGAGAGAAAGCUUAUCAAUGUAACCAGUGUGAAAAGGCCUUUAGACAAAGGGGAGCUCUUACUGUACAUCAGAGAAUCCACACUGGAGAGAAACCUUAUGAAUGUAACCAGUGUAGAAAGACUUUUGGGUAUAAGAAAAGCCUUAUUGUACAUCAGAAAAGUCACACAGGAGAAUGUAUCGAAUAAGGAAUGGGCUUUAUAACAAACUCUGAAGAAAGUAAAGGUAUUAAAAUAAGGAGGAAAAUGAAUCAGAGAACAUUGGGAGAAGAUGCAGUGGUGCUGAUCCCGUCUAUAUUUUGCCUUUUUUAGCCAUAAUUCUAGCAGCAUAGGGAGGAAGGAAACGAAAGAUGACUAGGGAUAGCAAAUAGAUUCUUAUGCAUAUUGGAUCCUUCUUUUCCACUUGGUGACCUAUUUGAAAGGCAGCAUGAGAUAAUACAAAGAUCAUUAGAUUUGUAUUUAGAGAACAUGGUUUGAAAUUUGGGUUCUGAACCUCUGAUCUUGGGAAAGCAAUUUUACUUAAUGGGGUCUUGGAUCAUUUAAGUUAGAAUUAAGGUCUCAUCUGUUUCAAAAUUUUGGGGGAAAUCUGAGAAGUCAGAGGAGCUUGAAGAUGAACCCUACCCCUCCUGCCACAUAUUGCUGGGUCCUCAAUUUUGGAUUAGGUCUAAUAACUCAAGAUAACUUCACUAAGCCGUCUGCGUAUGACUGGAGUUUGGAGAGAGCAAUUUAGUAUGGGAAAUUCUAAACCUAGAUCAAUGUUGAAUCAUUCCUAAGUGAACAACUCUGCAAUUUCUUUUCAUUUAGGCAAAAAAUAAAAGUUAUUAAGAUUUUUUUUUAAAUAAAAGAUUUUAACUCAGA
Antechinus flavipes (yellow-footed antechinus) is the source of this 2692-nucleotide messenger RNA. Its product is annotated as zinc finger protein 658B-like. Gene Ontology annotation, molecular function: DNA-binding transcription factor activity, RNA polymerase II-specific; RNA polymerase II cis-regulatory region sequence-specific DNA binding. Gene Ontology annotation, biological process: regulation of transcription by RNA polymerase II. Lineage: Eukaryota; Metazoa; Chordata; Mammalia; Dasyuromorphia; Dasyuridae. Bases 104 to 2023 code for a protein of 639 amino acids. The record is from RefSeq and is a predicted model, not a curated record. The transcript has 2 exons.